ACAGCCCCACAGCCCUACCCGCUCUAGUUACCUAAAACCCCAGGUGCAACAGCCGCUCUUUAAACCCUAGCACAGCUUGGCUCAAAAAAAAAAAACCAUUCUUUUUUCCUUCAUCGGCUUCACCGAAACACUACAGACCUACCUGUUGGGGCAAAAUGGCUUUUUCCAUUUCUCGUCCACUCCUUCGCAGAGAAGCUCGCCUCCAGCUGUCCUUGGUUCUCUGUGCUCGGCACCGUCCUGUUCUUUCCUGCUCUUCUGUGGCCUCUUCGUCACCUUUUUCUUCUCUUGUACGGAGUGCACUGACGCAGAACCUCAAGCAAUCUUCGUCAUUUCUAUCUGUUCGAUUCGCCUCCUCUAAGCUGGGAGCGGAUGAAAACCUCCUGAAAGUUCUCCGGUCUGAGAUCGAAUGCAUCCAGGAAUUUAAAGAUCCCCGGGAGCUUGAUGUACCUGAAGGAUUUCCUUUUGAAAUCCUUGAUAAUCCUGGUGACAACACAAUUACUCUCAAGAGAGACUUUGCUGGUGAGAACAUCCAAAUCUUAGUUUAUAUGAAUCUGGAUGUCGGGGAUGAUGAAGAAGAAGAUGAUGAAGAUGAUGAAGAUGAUCAGGAAAAUGCAUCCAAGCCAAGCAUUUCUUUGCAUGUAACAAUUGACAAAGGAGAAGAAGUCCCUAUCUUGGAAUUUGCUUGCAAUCUCAAUUCUGAAGAGCUUGAAAUAGAAAACAUGGCAAGGAAAAAUCCCGAUGAUUCUGAUUGUCAGGGAACUUAUGAAGGUCCUGAAUUUUCAGAUUUGGACGAAAGCUUACAGAAAGCUCUCCACCAGUAUCUCAAAGUGAGGGGAAUCAGAGAUUCUCUCUACGGUUUCUUGUCUGCAUAUAUGAUGAAGAAGGAUGAAAGAGAGUAUCAAACAUGGUUGAAGAACUUAGAAGAAUUUGUUCGCAAAUAAAUUCCAUUUUUGAUGGCUAUGGAAGGAAUAUUUUUGUCCUGCAUUUCAUUGAGUUCUGCAGAAAUGAGAUAGGCCUCAUUUUUUUUUUAAAUUAAUUGAUCUAUGAUAAUGAGUUGAUAGCUUGAAAAUGAGUGUAAUUCUCAUUUCGAAGGUAUUGGUAAAUUUAAUUUUGCGCAUUACUGAAUAAAAUUACAUCUAUACCGACUGAAA
This is a messenger RNA of Dendrobium catenatum, 1151 nucleotides long. RefSeq lists its product as uncharacterized. Lineage: Eukaryota; Viridiplantae; Streptophyta; Magnoliopsida; Asparagales; Orchidaceae. The record is from RefSeq and is a predicted model, not a curated record. Gene Ontology annotation, cellular component: mitochondrial matrix. The transcript has 3 exons. The coding region runs from base 156 to 941 and encodes 261 amino acids.